AUGGCGUCUAAACUCGCCCCGGUCUUCCUUCGAAGGGCAGCCCGCCCGGCAUACCGAGUACCUCGAUCACAGUUCCGACCCUUCACAGCCGGUAGCUCUAGAAGAAGUGAGACUCUCGCAGUGUUGCGAAAUAGACGGAUGCUGCGGAAGCUUGCCUGUCAAACUAGCUUUCCUCCCUUCGUUAUAUUCGCUCUCGAUACCUACCUGAGCAGCUUAAGGCAACUUAAAGCCCUCGUCAGCUUUAUCUAUAACACCCGAAAUACGUCCGAUAACAAUCCCGAGAUACCAUUCAAGUUCUCAGCUCAGAAUGAAGAGGUCAUCGCUCAGAUCCUAAAGCGCUAUCCGCCCCAGUACAAGAAGGCUGCUGUAAUGCCGCUGCUCGACUUGGGCCAACGCCAACACGGCUUCACAUCCAUAUCGGUCAUGAACGAGAUAGCGCGGAUCCUCGAGAUGCCCCCCACACGUGUAUACGAAGUCGCCUCUUUCUAUACUAUGUAUAACCGGACGCCGGUUGGCAAGUUUCACGUCCAGGCGUGCACUACGACACCCUGCCAACUUGGCGGAUGCGGCAGCGACGCGAUCGUGAAAGCGAUCAAAGAGCAAUUAGGCAUCAAGCAGGGCGAGACGACGCCCGACGGACUAUUCACAUUUAUCGAGGUAGAAUGCCUCGGUGCUUGCGUCAACGCGCCCAUGAUCCAGAUUAACGACGAUUACUACGAGGACUUAACACCCGAGUCUACUAAGAAGCUACUGGCCGGCCUUAAGGAGAGCGCUACAUCACCAGGCGCCAAGGUACCGAAACCCGGUCCGCAGAGUGGCCGUGAUACUUGCGAGAACAGUGCUGGCCAGACGAACUUGACGAGCGAGCCGUGGGGUAUCGAGACUACGAGAAGCGAUCUGUAA
Messenger RNA from Daldinia childiae, 903 nucleotides. Its product is annotated as NADH-ubiquinone oxidoreductase 24 kDa subunit, mitochondrial. The coding region runs from base 1 to 903 and encodes 300 amino acids. Gene Ontology annotation, molecular function: NADH dehydrogenase activity. The transcript is spliced from 4 exons. NCBI's taxonomy places the organism in Eukaryota, Fungi, Ascomycota, Sordariomycetes, Xylariales, Hypoxylaceae. The record is from RefSeq and is a predicted model, not a curated record.